Molecule: messenger RNA, 2183 nt
Organism: Alosa alosa (allis shad)
Lineage: Eukaryota; Metazoa; Chordata; Actinopteri; Clupeiformes; Clupeidae
Exons: 4
Coding region: 122-1069 (315 amino acids)
Source: RefSeq, a predicted model, not a curated record
UGGCACCGCCUCCUCUGCAGCCCCCGCCCACAGACCCACCUCUUCCAUAAGCUCCACCCAUAAUGUAUAUAGAUCCACAUCCUCCAUAGAUCCCGUCCCUAGACCCAGUGGAGACGGUGGUAUGAUGGGCGGGGCUAGGGGUGGAGCCUCCGGAGCUGUCUGUAGUCCCGCCCACUCCACAGGCCCCUCCUCCGCUCCGUGCUCCCCGUCACUGCAGUUCUCGCUCUGCUUCUCGGCGGCGCAGCGGACCGUCACGCUCACGUUGCUGGGCCUCAGUGGCGCCGCCUGCCGGCUGGGCACGGUGACUGUGCUGGCCCGGCUGCCCCCGGCGCGGCCACUCCCGGCAGAGGUGAGCGCGCGCCACCGCAGCCUGAGCCCCGAGCUGCACGGGCCCGACCUGGAGCUGGCCGUCUCCUCGCUGGAGGAGCUCCGCACGAGUGUGCUCAGGCUGGACGUCUUCUCCCAGGACCUGCCUGGACAUACACACACACAGACACGCACACACACGCACACACUCGCCCCGCUGGGGCAGCUGGAGCUGGCCUGCAGCGAACUGGCCUGGGAGCCAGAGAUGGCCCUUACCUGCACGAGACAACUUAGGCCCCUCAGAGGCAACACACAGAGAUGGUUUUCCCAUGAUGCCGUUGGGGGAGGGCAGACCCUGCCUCAGCUCUUCAUCCUCAUGCAGUACCAGUCUCUGCCUCACUGCCUCAAAGUCAUGGUUCUAAAGGCAGAGAACCUCUCCACCGGCACAGGAACACAAGACCACCAUGUGGUGGUGAAUCUGCGACACGCAGGAGUGGUGAUGUCUUCUCAAGCUACCCAGGGGGCCGCUGGGCAGACUACUGUCUGGAACUCUACCUUCCUGUUCGACCUGCCGCCCGGAGAUGUCGCGCAGCUGCCACUGGUCCUGGAGUUCAUUCUCAUCAAGGGUUGCCUAUAUUCAACGAGCAAUAUCGUGGGACGCAUUGUGAUUGGCCAGGAGGCUGAGGAGGCGGGGCAAGCACACUGGAGAGACAUGUGCAACAUGAGCCAAGUGGAAGUUGCCCGAUGGCAUGUCAUCCAAUAAGAAGCGCUAUAGGAUGCAUCUCAUCAAUCAUCCAAUAAGAAACUGAAUGAAACUGUAAGUAGCAGUCCAUAAUGGAGAGUGUUCAGUGGAACCUGGAGCAUCUUCUAAAGAGAACUAAAAUUGUGUUCAGUGGAACCUGGCGCACCUUCUGAAGAGAACUAAAAUUGUGUUCAGUGGAACCUGGAGCACCUUCUGAAGAGAACUAAAAUUGUGUUCAGUGGAACCUGGAGUAUUUUUGGAGGAAACCUAAAAUUGUGUUCAAUUAAACCUAGAGUACCUUCUCAAGAAAACCAGCAUUAUUAUCAGUUGAAUCUGAAUAUUUUCUGAAGAGAACUAAAAUUGUGUUCAGUAGAAACUGGAGUACUUGCUGAAGGAACUGGUAAAAAAUAAACUUUUCAAUUGUUUAUAGCUAAGGCUCUCACAUGUACUGUAGACAGGUAAAACAUAUCUAUUCUGAUUAUCUAGUAUGUGUGUCUGCACUUGCAUAGUUGACUGUGUGCGUGUUAUUAUUUGGAUUGUAUACAUUUACAUAUUGUUUGUAAUGUAGGGGAUUCCUGAUCAUCAGUUAUUUGGUUGUUUUAGUCUAACGUCUAAGUCAUUUCCAGGUGUAAAUUAAUUUACUAGCGCAGCCACAAUCUGUGAGCCUUUUCACCAUGACCUCCUUUUAGUGAGGGAAAAAGAAAAAACUCUACAGAGAAAUUAUUAUAGCUGUGCAGCCAGAUGAUAUAAGCAAGGGUGAAGAUCAGGCCUCCAUGAAAAAUAGGAAUGAGCGUUUUGUUGUAGGCUACUCUGAACAGCAGGAAAAACUGUCUUUUAAUGUCUAUGGAAAACAAUUAGUUGCUCUGGGCCCAGUAGAGUACCGAAGUGUGUCUGUUUCCAUGACGGCAGUGUCAUACCCUGGAAAUCCAGAGUUCUCGCGAGACACUCUGGCAAUGAGCAAUGAUGCACGUUACUUUUACCCCUUGCAUACUGUGGAACCAAUGAAAUCGGCGGAGGAAACCCAUGCUAAAACUAGAUGUACCGCAUAGCGGUACAAAAUAUGACCGCCGCUCAGUCCUGUACAUCCGUUCCGCGAACAUAAAUCUCACUAAUCAAUUUGUAUACAUCUUCUACU